AAUGACUCGCAGUGUUUCGAGUUUAUCCGAAAAUUUGACAGAUCUCGAAAUCACAUGUGCGGGGUUUUUUUUUCUGGAUAUAUUUAUCCCGCCCUUCCCGAGCUGGCUUUUGCAUCCGCAUUUACAAAUUCACGGACGGUAGCAGCGAUCUGUCUGUUCGGAAUAAUGGCAAACAUCUGCCUUGCAAGUUGCGACUCCUUGGACAUUCCCCUCGACGAUAAGCUUUUUGAGCGCGCCACAUCGAUAUACAACAAUCUCCCAGAAGUAUUGACACAGCCAUCCAUCGACGAACAUCUAAAUUUUUUCGGCAAUCUUGUUCUUUCCCAUGGUGUGCAGGAUGUCAUUGGCUUCCACCUGCCUCAUAGCCAUUAUCCCAUUCCCGACAACACCAUCCUGCUUGGGACCAAUAUCAAUGUCCAAGGAACGAACGUCGAAGCCCUUAUACGCCGCUGGGCCAAGCCCACUCCCAUAGAGGACGUGCGCGGCAAGCAGAUCCACGGACAUAUUUACGUCGUCAGAUCAGAUGGCUCCCUCCACCCCUACGAAUUCCAGCUCGGCCAUGCUCCAGAUCUUUCUGGAAUCGACCUUAGCCAUUUCCUUCGAGACUUCGCCAAAGCCGUGAAGGAAAAAGGGCUACAGAAAUUAAUUGCGCUCGAAGUCCUCGAUCCCGAAAACACUGACCGAACACUGUAUGAAUUCAUCGUCAAUCGGGUCAACCAUGUUCUGGUCGAUGCGUCAAUGGCAAAGGAGUUGGUGCAAACUCGGACAACUGGCUGGACAAUUAAAGGCGAAGGGAAUGGAGGGGUUCGCGUUCUGAAGAACACAGCUUACGCUCCACCCAAGGAGAAAGGGGACAGCCAUAUAGUUUACACCGAUGGGAAACCGGAUGCAAAACUGGAAACCGUUUCGGAGUUGGCGAGAGCGCUUGCGCACGUCACGGGUAAUUAGGUUUGUAGACUAGCGAAAGCACCGAUCGGUAAGGUUAGCACGCCUUUUGUUGCGCGAUUAUAAUUGACUAUCUUGUAUCGAUCAGCUAAUAUUUGUGCAGUUCAAGGCGGGGCAAUGUUGUCGGGAGGACGGGCACCGGGCUCGACAUCUCGUGGAUCGCAAGGGUACCCCGCAUUUGCAAAGGGCCGGGAGCUAGAUAAAAUCGUAUUUGGCACAUGCAGCAGCAGAUCUACGUGAUUUCCAAGGGAAUCGACU
Molecule: messenger RNA, 1203 nt
Organism: Gaeumannomyces tritici R3-111a-1
Lineage: Eukaryota; Fungi; Ascomycota; Sordariomycetes; Magnaporthales; Magnaporthaceae
Exons: 2
Coding region: 55-948 (297 amino acids)
Source: RefSeq, a predicted model, not a curated record